This is a messenger RNA of Teleopsis dalmanni, 1952 nucleotides long. It is a transcript of the gene nesd, whose product is annotated as protein nessun dorma. Gene Ontology annotation, biological process: male meiosis cytokinesis; spermatogenesis. The record is from RefSeq and is a predicted model, not a curated record. Bases 131 to 1795 code for a protein of 554 amino acids. NCBI's taxonomy places the organism in Eukaryota, Metazoa, Arthropoda, Insecta, Diptera, Diopsidae. The transcript has a single exon.
UUGCAAUUCUGUAGUCCAAUAUAUUUAAUUUUUUGUGUUGGCAGUGCUACUAAUUUAGCAAAACGAAAUAUUUUUACAAUCGUGUCAUAUUGUUAAUGGCGGUAGCUUCAAAAAUAAAUUAGUUAUUAAAAUGGAAAUUUAUAAGUUUGAGAAAAGUUUACUUAAUCGCUUAGAUGAAAUAGGAUCAGCUUUAUCAAGACCUGAUGUAUUAAUUAAUGCAACACAAGUGUUUAUUGAGUGGUCGAACUAUAUUGAAGUAAGCAUUGAACCAACAGGUUGGCAAGCCACUUGGAAGGUACCACGCUUAACUUGUGAAAACAUGGAAUUGCCAUAUCCUGUUGUAGUUUUUGGAAUGGUUGAACAAGUGUUAUUUAGAGAUUUGCAAGCUAGUUUUCGUGUAGAAGCCGUACAGGAUAGUAAUAUUCAUUUACCGGAAUAUCAUGUGGUUCGUUUAGAGGACCUUUAUCCGACUAUUAAUCAAGAAAAUACUGAAUUAAAUGUCGAAACAACCGCUGAUGUUAUUGAUGCUUACCGUUUUUUUAUGAAUAAUGUUUGGAUGCCAUGGGACAAUGAAUUGAAUGAGGAUAUUAGUUGGGUUGAUAAGCAUUUAGAAUCACGUAUACGCUUCUGCUAUGAUUUACGUAGCACGGCAAUGAAUCGUCCGCUUGCAGCGCAUAUAAAAGCAUUGCUUAAUGAAGCCAGGUGCAUUCAAGAACGCAAAGAACAUUUGGAAAUGAAUUUAAGUGAAAAGGACGAAAAUUUGGAAAAUGAAGUAAAAAAUGUUGAAAUUACAGAAUUAAUGAAUCUACAUUUACGUUUGUCAACAAUACGUGCCAAAGUGGAAUUAUUGGAAAAUCCUGAAAUGCGUGCAGCAUAUGAAGAUUUGCACUUUAAAGAAGUAAAAAAAUUACAAACAUUGGCGAACAGUUCUAAAAGCGAUGUUGCUUUCGUGGUUUCAAGUCCUACCAAAAUUACUGACCACAUUAAUGUAUUAUCAAAAGUUAAGCAACAUGUAAAAAAAGAUUGUCUGAUACAUAUGAGCGCAUCAUUAGAGGACGCACUCUCCAAAUAUUGUUCAAUAUGGAAAAUAUUUCUCUCACCUGGUAAUCAUCCCAUUAAAUUCUUAGAACAUCUUCAUAGUGGGCAUAUUUUUGGUCUGCCGGAAAAUUCAAAUUUUAAUGAGAGUAGCUUAAAUGUCGACCAAUUAACAAGUACUGAUGUUGUCAUUUACUCUUCUGAUGCUGAAAGUGUGUUACUUGUACUGAACGGUAAUUUCACCUUUGAAAACAUUGUGUUUCAGUGCAAUAAAGUACGCUUAUGCAUGGUAGUAAAAACGGGUAAUUUGCGUUUAAAAAAUUGCCGUUUAAUUGGUAAUGGAAAGUCAAGCACACAACAGGGUAUUUGCUGUGGUGGCAAUGCACAAGUCACAUUGGAAAAUUGUCUGAUUGAAAACUUUGCUACUGGCAUUACGUUAAGUGGCAAUAGUUCACUAACACUAAGUAAAACGCAAAUUGCUAAUUGCUUUACUGGUUUGGAUUGGACUAAUCAAACGAGUAAAGUGCAUUUUAAUGAAACAACCAUAAGCAAAGCUAAACAGUACGGCAUUUAUAUACCUACUUUAGCCAUGCCUGAUAAUAAUAUAUCAACUUUGGAAUUAAGCUGCUUACUCGAUUUAAAUAAAUAUGAUGUGAUCCUGCCCUAUACGGGCUUUUGCGGUUUCAAUAGAUGCGCAAAGAAUGUUCAUGUUAUAAAUUCUAAUAUUUCGCUUGAGCACGUACAUGAGCACGAAGAAUAGUAAUAUUAUUAACUUUAUACAUUUUUUUAAGCUAUAAAUUAGUUAUAUAUGUUUAAAAAAAAUUAUAUUAUAAUUACUCCAUAUUGACAAAAGUUUUAUAAUUAAAUCAUCGACGUGAAGUUUGUAACCAAAAUUAGUUUGUUUUAUUUAAUUUAAC